AUGGCGACCAAUUUACGCACCACUGGUGAACGUCAUCAGUUUUGUUCGCUCCAAGGCCGAGGCGCGUUAGUCACCGGCGCGAGUGGAGGCAUCGGUUUAGCCAUCGUCGAACGUUUAGCCGAGUGUGGCGUGAAUGUUUGCAUCGUCGCUCGACGCGUGGAGAAGCUGAACGAAUUGAAAGAGAAGUUGGAAACCGAGUAUCCAGACGUGACAAUUUUUCCUUUGCAGUUGGACGUGUCGAAAACGAGCGAGGAGGAGAUGUUGAAGAUACCGGAAAAAGUUCCAUUCCAGGUGGAUAUUUUAGUGAAUAACGCAGGAUUGGCGUUAGGGACGGAAGCCGUGGAUACGAAUUCAAUCUCGGAUGCGAUGACGGUGGUGAAUACGAAUAUCAUGGGCGUGGUGGCGUUUACGAGAGCGUUCGCGAGCGGGAUGAGAGAAAGAGACAGAGGACAUAUUGUGAACAUUUCGAGCAUUGCAGGACACGAGGCGUAUAUUGGUGGGAGCAUUUAUUGCGCGACAAAGCACGCGGUGGAUGCGUUUACGCGAUCGGCGAGACACGAUUUGAGAAAUUCGAAAGUGAGAGUGUCGAGCGUGAGUCCGGGCGCGGUAAGGACUGAUUUUACCAUGACGAGAUUUAAAGGAGACGUGGAUGCAGAGGCGGCGUUGUACAGAGGCUUUGAUCCUAUGAUUGCGGAGGAUGUGGCGGACCAGGUGAUAUACGCGUUGAGUCGGCCGAUGCGGACACAGGUGUGCGAUAUAAUUUCCUUGGCGAAUGCGCAGUCCGCCGCUAGAGAUAUCCAUCGAGGCGAUUGA
Molecule: messenger RNA, 813 nt
Organism: Bathycoccus prasinos
Lineage: Eukaryota; Viridiplantae; Chlorophyta; Mamiellophyceae; Mamiellales; Bathycoccaceae
Product: short-chain dehydrogenase/reductase SDR
Exons: 1
Coding region: 1-813 (270 amino acids)
Cellular component (GO): cytosol
Molecular function (GO): oxidoreductase activity
Source: RefSeq, a predicted model, not a curated record